CCCACCUGCCGUAUUGGCGCUUAUUACGAAGUAGCUGCUUGGCAGUUCUUGCGCGGCGCUGAGCGUCCCGGUGCUUCGACUCGCUGGCUAACCGGCAGGCAUGAAAGCGGGCGUGACCCAUUGCAGAUGUUCCAGAUGCUUCUCCGUCCCUUCAAAGCGAAGGAUGAGAAAGAGGCCCAGAGUCCUGACGCUGCUGAGCCUUCCAGAAGAUGUUCUCUUUCAUGUCCUGAAGGGGCUACCUGCCGAAGACAUCCUUUCCCUGCGUGCUGUCCACUCUCAUCUUAAGUACCUUGUAGAUAACCACGCUAGUGUUUGGGCAUGUGCGAGUUUUCAAGAAGUGUGGCCUUCGCCAAGCAAUUUAAAAAUGUUUGAAAGGGGUGCUGAGAAGGGCAACUUUGAAGCUGCUGUGAAACUGGGAAUAGCCUACCUUUAUAACGAAGGCUUGUCCGUCUCGGAUGAGGGCCGUGCCGAAGUGAACGGGUUGAAAGCCUCGCGUUUCUUCAGCCUGAUGGAGCGCCUGAACGUCUGCGCAGCCCCGUUUGUCUGGCUCUUCAUUCGCCCUCCCUGGUCUCUGAGCGGGAGCUGUUGUAAAGCAGUCGUCUACGAAAGCCUCAAAGCAGAAUGCCAGAUGCAGCAAGCUCAGAGAGGAUCGAUUCUGUAUUGCCUGGCUAAGGUCCUACAACUCUUUGAGGAUGAAGAAAGGAAGAAAGAAGCCCUUGAAAUGUUUGAGAUAUCCUCAAAGCAAGGAUGUUUGCACAGUGCCUACCUCCUCUGGGAAAAUAACAGAAAAGCUGCUAUGUCAGACCCUGGUAGAUACCUCCAGAGCCUCAGGAAACUCAGGGACUAUGCGGCUAAGGGGUCCUGGGAGGCCCAGAUAGCGCUCGCCAAAGCCUGCGGAAAUGGAAACCAGCCAGGGCUGGAAGCCAAAGCCUCCAAUGAGCUGGUGUCGCAGCUCUUCCAGGCCUCUCUCCCUCUCAGCAAGCAGAGCAUCUUCAGUGUUCAGAAAGGAAUGAAUGAGACCAUGAGAUACAUUCUGAUCGAUUGGCUGGUGGAAGUGGCCACUAUGAAGGAUUUCUCCAGCCUCUGUCUCCACAUGACAGUGGGUUGCGUGGACCGGUACUUGAAAUUGAGGCCUGUGCCCCGGGCUCGUCUUCAGCUCUUGGGAAUCGCAUGCAUGGUUAUUUGUACACGCUUUAUCAGCAAAGAUAUUUUGACAAUACGGGAAGCGGUUUGGUUGACAGACAACACAUAUAAAUAUGAAGAUCUUGUCCGAAUGAUGGGAGAAAUCAUCUCCGCUUUGGAAGGCAAGAUACGGAUUCCCACUAUUGUGGACUACAAAGAAGUGCUACUGAACAUCAUCCCAGUGGAGAGAAGAACGGCGCACCUGUGCGGCUUCAUUUGUGAACUCUCAUUCCUCAACACCAGCCUCUGCCAGUACUCGCCUGCCCGCUUAUCUGCCGCAGCACUGUUGCUAGCUAAAGUACUCCACCGGCAAGCUCACCCAUGGACAAGGCAGUUAUCAGAAUGCACAGGAUUUUCCCUUGAAGAGCUGAAAAUCUGUAUGCUGAGUCUCCACAAGAAGUGCUUUCACGAUGAUGUUCCGAAGGAUUACAGGCAGGUGCCUCUGACCGCUGUGAAGCAACGGUUUGAAGAUCAGCGCUACGGAGAGAUCGGCAGAGAAGAGGUGAUGAGUUACAGCCAGCUCUGUUCGCUGCUAGGAGUGAAGCAGGAAGACCCGGAGCCCAAUUCUUGGCACUCGAGCACAGUGGAAACCUUCCUUGCUUCUCCGUCAGGGAAGAGAACUAAAAGGAGAAGGGAAGACAGCAUCCAGGAGGACCGGGGCAGCUUUGUAACAACGCCCACUGCUGAGCUGUCCAACCAGGAGGAGAGUCUUUUGGACAACUUCCUAGACUGGAGCUUGGACGCUUGCUCGGGUUACGAGGGAGAUCAGGAAAGCGAAGGAGAGAAGGAAGGGGACGUUACAUCACCCAGUGGCGUCCUGGACGUAGCUGUAGUCUAUGUGGAUCCCAAAGACCAUUGCUGCGAAGACUCCAGUGACGAAGAGUCCCUUUCUGAGGGUGGGUCUGCACACGAUCUGAGUAAAAGUGACCCACCAGGUGGGAUGAAGAAGUGGCUUGUGUGCCACACCCUCCGAGAAUCCACUCUGGAAGCCAGCUCUGGUUAUUCCUCUGUCAAUAGCGCCAGCUCUCCUCCUACUGCGAAUGGCAACUUCGCCGCAGCUCCUAAAACUACCUCAGUGAAUCCUGUGAAGAACCAAGGCCUACCUCUGCCUCAGGAUGCAAAAUCACGUUUACCUUCCGAUUGCGCUAGGCCUGACAGGAAGAGCAACCGGAGGCGGGUGAAGAGGAAAAACGUGGCUGAGUACAGUGAAGCAGAAAGGAUGAAUUUGGGCUUCAUAAGCCUUUGAUACGCUACUACUCUUUCCUCGGUCAGUCUGGAAAAAUGAGACAUUCUCAUUAAGCCUCUGGUUGGGUGCCAUAAAAUGGUUGCCAGGCUGCCUUCAGCACGGUGGGUUGUAAGCUGUGCAGCACUGUUUGCCACUGAUGUUUACUUCAGAACUUCCCUGAGUUUCUGUCCUCCCUUCAGUUGCUUCUGGCAGUGGUAUGUUAGCAACCAUGUCAGCAGACCUUGCUAUAUCGAAGUCCCUAGAGACAAGCGGGGGAGAAUCCUGCCUCCGAUUCUUCCCACUCUAUGCAAAUAACAUCUUCCUGACUUGUGCCAAAUGAGUGUUCCACUCAAAAUCCCUUUUGUCCCUGCAAGAUUUGGUGCAAAAUUUGGCCUCUGUCACAAAAACCACACUUGCAGCUUGUUAACUUGUAUUACUGGGAUAUGCUCACUGGUUUAACGUCUAGCCUCGCUACUGGCUGCGAUCCUUCAAAUUAGCAUCUUCCAGAGUGCUGUGCUAAAAAUACUGUUUUACAGGUGAAUGUCUCUUAAAUUGAGGUCUGGUGCUAAACUGCUACAAGGAUUCAUGCCAAUGAAUUAUGUCCUAAUGGUUUACUGGAAACCCUUCUACAUCUGUGUUUAACUCUCUCUUUUUUCCCUUUCUAGCCCUCUUUGAUGUUGCUCUGGUCUCUUAACCUUUGUUCAGAUUUUAUAUGCUCCUGCCUAAAAAAAUUCAGAUUCUUGGUGUCUGACUUUCUCCAAUGUAAAGCUGGGCUUCAGCAAUGGUACCGUAGAGCAUGGGGUGGGGGAAAGCAGCUAAUGAUUUGAACUCAACCUGAAUUAUAUUUGUGAGCAUAGCAGGAGGUUUGAAGCACAAAUCAGUUUGGGGCCAUUUUUAACUACACUUGGUGUGCCAUUGCUGUUAGAAAUUAUGGAAUGAAUUGUCCUUUGCAAAAGGGUUGAUUACACUAAGACGACACUUGGAAUUCCAUGCCUUUAGACAUUCAAGCUUGGAUUUUCUUCCACUGGAGUAACUGCUUCAGUACAUGAGGAAAAACCUGGACUGGACACUGCCCCACAGCCUUCUUUCUGUGUUCUAAAGCUGUAAGAAAACUCUUGAGCAGCAGCCUAUGUUCCGUCUUUAGGGGUACAGAAUAAGGCUGUUGUGUCGUCAAUAAAUGAUUCUUCUCUAGAGCGUUUGCCAAGAUACAUACACUUGAGUGAUGUUACAACUGUAAGAAUCUGAGAAACACUGGAUCAUCUCAGUUCUUUUUUAUAUAUAUAAAGGAGGUAAUGUCAGUGACAAUUUAUGUUGGCUCGUGACCACAUUUUUAUAAAAAAAAUAAACCAUGUUUUUAUACAA
This is a messenger RNA of Sphaerodactylus townsendi, 3769 nucleotides long. RefSeq names its product cyclin F (gene CCNF). Gene Ontology annotation, cellular component: nucleus; centrosome; cytoplasm. The coding region runs from base 101 to 2428 and encodes 775 amino acids. Gene Ontology annotation, molecular function: cyclin-dependent protein serine/threonine kinase regulator activity; protein binding. Lineage: Eukaryota; Metazoa; Chordata; Lepidosauria; Squamata; Sphaerodactylidae. The transcript is spliced from 17 exons. The record is from RefSeq and is a predicted model, not a curated record. Gene Ontology annotation, biological process: regulation of cyclin-dependent protein serine/threonine kinase activity; mitotic cell cycle phase transition.